GAAUGUCAUUGUGGGAUCAUUGGGCCUCGAUCUGAGGACGAAGCGCGGCGCCCUGCGCAGAAUUUGGAACUUAGAAGACGCAGCUAGCGCUCGAAAUGGCAUGAGCAAGUGAUGCCACACACAGAAGAUGACGUCGAGGGGGAUCGCUUGAAGGCUCAUAAGGAGUGGUGGUCGUGUUGUGGUUGGCUGGCUAGAUAGAAUGACCGCUCAUGGCACCCAUGUUAUCUUAGGUGUUUGUUAAGUGCUGACCUCUCAACGCUUUGGCACCUGCUUGUGCAUUCAGGUCGACUGGGGGAGAUGCAGAUUGGCCCAGAUUGCGAGAGUGCAUCUCCCCGCCGGCGGAGCAUGGUGCGGCACCGCGGCAAGAGCCCCGACGUGGGCGACACCAGCCUGGAGACAGGCAAUGGCGGCUACCUCGCGUCCUUCAGCAAGCUCUCCGACGCGCUGCAUGGCGACGCCCUCCACCGCAAGCCCUUCCACCCAACGCUGCUCCCGCUUUUGGGCCUGCUGGGCGCGCUGCAGCUGUGGUUGGCAGCGGAGUGGGGCAAUCCGAGCGGCGUGGCCAUUGGCUGCUGUGCGGUGCUACUAGGGCUGGGCUUGCAGCUGCUGCAGUGGGGCGCCAGGACGCGCGCCUGGGCGGACGGCCGCGGCAGCGGCCUGCUCAAGGGGUUUGUGGUGCUGCUAGGCCUGCUGCUGCUGAUCCGCAUCGCCAGCCCUGAUCCCUACUACGACCGCAUCCCCGAGACGUGUGCGCUUGCCAAGGCCCAGGGGUGUUCUCGUCUCUCUGUGGUGGUUCCCAACGUGCCCAACCCCAACCCCCCUCCAGAUGGCAGGAUCGCCAUCCAAGAUAUUGCCAGCAUGGUGCAGCGCUGGGCCGCGCGGCAACGGGGCGUCACGGUUCUGCACCAGUGGCCUACGGUGGGCAGCCCCACGGCCAUGUUUAUGCACCUGAGGGCGGUGUCUGCAUUCUGGGGGUUUGCAGACGAUGUGUUGUUGACGGUGGAGCUGCGGGAGGGGCACAAGGGGGAGCACGCGCGCGCGGGCCUGGUGUACAUUUUGGGGCACUCGCAGCUGCGGAUAGGCAAGUCCGACUUCGGGGUAAACGAGGCCCGACUCCGCAACCUGCUGUCCGAUUUGCUGGACGACAUUGCUGCGCUGAGUGGCAACGGGGACGACGUACAAAAAUGGCGGGCAGAGAUUUAUGGUCUGAAGGGGUUGCGGCCAAUCAAGGCCAAAAUACCGGAGAACCCCUUGCGGCACUAGCAGGGGCUGCGGCUUGCUUCCUUGCCAGGAAGCCGGCAAGAUCCGGCCGCUUUUGUGCAAACUCGGGCACCGAGCACGGGCAUGCUUUUGGGGGGCCUUCUCUCGGGCGUUGCUUCGUUGCACCGCAAAAAUACAAAGUCAAGUCAUCGUCGAGUUGGCAGCUGGUCGAUCCUGAUCUUGAGCGGAACGCAAGUUGCCGCUCGAGAUCCGGCAAUUCUAUCCAUUAAACUGGUCGGAAAGUAUGAAAGUCGACGGGAAAGCUGAUGACGAGUUGGUCAAAGUAAACGUGGACACGUCAUGUAAGAUUCUGUGGACAUUCUUCAUUGGAAGGAGUCGACCGUCAUCACAUCCGUGUGCCAUUGCCAAAAGAAUUGCCGCCUACAUGUCGUACUGUGCAAGCCUUCUAUAAAUACAAUUAGC
This is a messenger RNA of Klebsormidium nitens, 1683 nucleotides long. The record is from the annotation of a GenBank genome assembly. Lineage: Eukaryota; Viridiplantae; Streptophyta; Klebsormidiophyceae; Klebsormidiales; Klebsormidiaceae.